Messenger RNA from Lacerta agilis (Sand lizard), 1171 nucleotides. It is a transcript of the gene PDCD2, whose product is annotated as programmed cell death 2. The coding region runs from base 22 to 1104 and encodes 360 amino acids. NCBI's taxonomy places the organism in Eukaryota, Metazoa, Chordata, Lepidosauria, Squamata, Lacertidae. The transcript has 6 exons. The record is from RefSeq and is a predicted model, not a curated record. Gene Ontology annotation, cellular component: cytoplasm; nucleus.
CUCGGCCGGGAAGGAGACGUCAUGGCCUCGCGGCGGGUCGAGCUGGGCUUCGCGGAGGAGGCGGCGGAGGCCUGGCGGCUGCGCAGCGAGCAAUUCCCUUGCAAAGUGGGCGGCAGGCCGGCGUGGCUGGGGGAGGCGGGCUUGCCGGGCCCCGCCGAGCUGCAGUGCGGCGCGUGCGGGGAGCCGCGCGCCUUCCUGCUGCAGCUCUACGCGCCUCGGCCAGGCCGGCCCGACGCCUUCCACAGGAGCCUCUUCCUCUUCGGCUGCCGCCGGCCCGCCUGCUACCGCCUCGCCGGCCCCUCCCCGGGCAGCCUGAGAGUUUUUAGGAAUCAAUUACCAAGGAAGAAUGACACUUACUCUUAUGAUCCACCACGGGAAGAGCCACCCCACGAAGAGCCGAUUUGUGCAAAUCUACAGCUAAAAUGUGGAACGAAGCUGUGCCGAGUCUGUGGGUGUUUGGGAAGCAAAACAUGCUCCAAAUGCCACAAGGCUCAUUACUGUAGCAAAGACCAUCAAGUUAAGGACUGGAAAGCAGGGCAUAAGCUUUCAUGCUUGCAGUCUGGUGAGCUGGAUGUUGUUAUUCCAGAUCAUAAAUUUCUUUUCCCCGAGUACGAAAUUGUGAUAGAGCCUGAAGAAACUGACUCCUCCAAUGUCAGUGAAACAGAAGAGGAAGAUCAGGACAAAAAAGAAUUGACAUCUGCGGCCAAUACAGAUGAAGCACCAGAUUAUCUAGAUGAGACAACAUUGGAAGCUAUGGCAAAACAUGAAACCCAAGAUGACAAGAUUUUUCAGAAAUUUAAAGAGAAAAUUUCUUCAGAACCAGAACAGAUUAUCAGAUACUGUAGAGGUGGAGAAGGCCCACUCUGGAUUUCUGCAGAAAACAUUCCUCAGGAGACGGACAUCCCCAACUGUUUAUGUGGUAGUAAAAGAGUAUUUGAAUUCCAGAUUAUGCCGCAACUUCUGAAUCACCUAAAAGUUGACAGCCUUGGAGAAAGCAUCGACUGGGGAACACUAGCUAUUUAUACGUGUGCCGACAGCUGUAAUAGAGGCAACCACUAUACUGAAGAAUUCGUCUGGAAGCAGGAUAUUUCUAGCACUAUUUAAUAUCUACAAAAUUUAAAUGGCAGGACAUUUAACUCCGCAUCAUUAAAAUAUGUCACUUCAUAACUAA